CAUGGUAACGUGACAUAAUUCUUGUUAUAGAAAACGUGGGAUAUUAUUUAACAUAAAGUACAUAUAGUUAUCAAUCAUGGUUUUCCUAUUACGAAGUUGCAUUUUAAGCGGAAAAAAAUUAUUCACACAAGAAGUUGUAACAUUCAAACAUCUUGUUACACAUCCUACAUACAACAAUAUUUUAAAGAAAUAUGUACCACUUUUGCAAGUAAAACAUUUCUCCACCGAAAAAAAUGAAAAAACUGAAAGAGAAGUAAUAUACCAUGGAAUUUUACGGCCACGAAUUCGUAAUGUUAAAAUAGUGUCUGUUUUUUCUUCAGUUCUAUCAGUCAUAGUACAACCUUUAAUUUUUUUAAAAGCUAUUGACACUGAUAACGUAUUAAGCAUAGGAAUAUCAUUUGCAAUUGUGAAUUUAUUUAUUAUAUCUUCUCCAAUAUUGAUAUAUAUGUUCACAAAGAGGUAUGUGAUUAAGUUGGAGUAUUGCCCCCAAAAACAAAAUUAUGUUGCUCAUUUAUAUGGUUUUUUCUUGAAUAAAAAAGAGAUAACAUUUACUCCAGCUGAUGUAAAGGUAAAUGAUAAUAAAAAUGGAGCUUUCACAACCUGUCAUGUGAAAAACAUUCCAGUAUUUUUCGACGAAAAUCAGUUUUUAGAUGCCAAGCACUUUUACAUUAUCAUGGGAUAUAAAAAGCCAUCAGAUUUUAUACUGAAGAAAAUUAAUGUAACUCCAAUCAAUCAAUUGCCAAUUAUCAACACGAGUCACCAGUUAGAAAGUAGAAUUAAGAAAAAUAACUAAUUUAACAUUUGUGUAGUUUCAUUUAUUACG
Molecule: messenger RNA, 823 nt
Organism: Habropoda laboriosa
Lineage: Eukaryota; Metazoa; Arthropoda; Insecta; Hymenoptera; Apidae
Product: transmembrane protein 70 homolog, mitochondrial
Exons: 3
Coding region: 77-793 (238 amino acids)
Biological process (GO): mitochondrial proton-transporting ATP synthase complex assembly
Cellular component (GO): mitochondrial membrane
Source: RefSeq, a predicted model, not a curated record